Molecule: messenger RNA, 1332 nt
Organism: Synchytrium microbalum
Lineage: Eukaryota; Fungi; Chytridiomycota; Chytridiomycetes; Synchytriales; Synchytriaceae
Exons: 4
Coding region: 1-1332 (443 amino acids)
Biological process (GO): negative regulation of glycogen biosynthetic process; intracellular signal transduction; protein phosphorylation
Cellular component (GO): cytosol; cytoplasm; nucleus
Molecular function (GO): protein serine/threonine kinase activity; ATP binding
Source: RefSeq, a predicted model, not a curated record
AUGAGUGGAAAGGACUUUGCAAACCACCACCAACACCAUCCACGCCUCGCAGAAGCUCCAAUCAAGUAUGUCGACCCUCCAAGAUAUGUACAUCACAGCGUAUCUUCGGCAUCUAUGUCCCACCAUUUUCCUGCUCCUGCUCCACAUCUACAUCACGUAAAAUCAAACGACAAUUACAGGCAACCACCAAACCAACAACCACUCCAUGUCGCAAUACAACCACUACACUAUCAGAUCAAUCCGAAUACUCAAUUGCCAACGCCAAUUGCUUCGCCCAUAAACAGUGUCACAAAGUAUGGUGGUGGUUCUGCUGCAGUGCCCGACUCACGAGGUACUGAACUUGAUCAACUACAUCCGGCCUUCUUGAACAAGUAUCAAGUAUAUGGAAACGAGCUGGGAUCUGGUGCUACUUCCUUUGUACGAAGUGCAAGAACGAUCUCGGGUGAAGACGUCGCUGUCAAGUUUAUUUAUAAGGAGCUCGCUGGGCUGAAUGGGUUUAUGAGAGAUCCUGUGCACGGGAUUUUGCCAAUGGAAAUCUUUCUAUUAAGGAAAUUACGGCACAACAACAUUAUACGCUUCAUAGAGUGCUUUGAAGACCACCGCUAUUAUUACCUCGUCACCGAAAUACAUGGUGACAACUGGUCCAAGAAAACACGGAAACUGCAUAAAAACCCAUCAGAACGAGACCUCACUAGCAACAGGCCUGACUCUGGCGUCGAUCUACGAAAGCCACGAAGCAAUAGCAGCUCAAGUAGUAACAGCACAUCAGAUUCACGAAAGAAACGAACGAGUCGCGACCUCUUUGAAUGUCUCGAAAACAAUCCCUUUAUAAGUGAAGAGCAAGUGUGGAUUAUAUUUAGACAAAUUGCCAGUGCCGUUGCAUACUUGCAUUAUAAUGGGGUCGUGCAUAAAGAUAUCAAGGACGAGAAUGUUGUCGUGUCGGAAGACCUCGUUGCCAAGCUUAUCGACUUCGGAAGCGCUCAGCCAAUGCCACGGCAUCCUUCUCAGUUUAGUAUCGGAUUCAACGGUGGUACUAUACAUUACCAAUCACCAGAGUCUCUCAGGCAAAUCCCUCAUGAUGGAAGAUCAAGUGACGUAUGGGCUUUAGGUGUGCUGCUCUACAUCCUCGCUAACGGUGGCGAAGUACCAUUCGCGGACGCUCUUUCUGUUUGUGAAGCACGUUAUCUGGCUCCACGAUAUAAACGAUCAGAUGCGUUUACGAAUCUGCUCAAUCUGAUGCUGGAACCGGAUCAACUAAGACGUAUCAACAUUGACCAAGUAAUGGCACAUCCGUGGAUCACGGGCUGGAGCAUGAGCAAUAAUAUUGAAUAA